AUGACGAAUGAUUCACACCAACAAAACAGUAAUAUUCAAGACCUUAAAAGCUUGACCCCUGAUGAAAAGCUUGAAAUGUUAAAAAUCUAUAACCCUAAAGAUUUGGGAAUAUCGUAUACUGAUUAUCUUGAUGAAAAAAAUUCAAAUGUGAAUAUCGAGUUAUUGGAAAAAGGGUACAAAGAUAUGCAAAGGUAUCAUUCAAUUAAAGCCGCUGUACUAACACAAGAAUAUUGUGAUAUGCUGAAUACUGGUACGCUGUCCCCUGAAAAUAUUAUAAAGUAUGAUACAAAGCUUACUAACCACUCUAAAGCUUUGGAAAAAUAUAAUUUUACUUCCAGGCGGUAUUAUUUAAAUGAAGACAAUAACAUUAUUGAUAAACGUAAACCUGGUAGGAUAAUAUGUGAGCCAAAAUACAUGUACGAUAUUGUCAUAGCAUACCAUUUAAAGUUGCACUCUUCAUAUGCUGUGUCCGAAAGACUUAAAAAAUUUUUUAGUAAUGUUGGUAGACAAUAUAUUGACUACUGCGCAAAAUAUUGUUCAAAAUGUUUUCCAGAUGAAACUGAGCAUAUGAAACUUUUUACAGAUGAUAUUACAUUUAAAAACAUAAGAAACAACAUAAUUGAUAGACCCUUGUUUCCCAUGGAAAGAAUUCAUAUAGAAAUCUUUAAUCCAUUCGAUGAUUUAAAAAUAGAAAACAAAUAUCAAAGAAUUCUAUAUAUUAGAGAUUAUAGUACACGAUAUAUUUGGACGUUUACAUUAAAAAAACUUAAAUUGAAACAUAUCACAAAUAUUUUAACUGAAUUUUUUCUAAGUAUUGCAACAAAUGUACCGAUCUUCCUUCAAUCUUCAACUAUUGAUAAUACAGAUCUUUUUGAUAUUUGUGAAAAGAUUUCACGAGAGUAUCAUAUUUCUCUUGGAUUAGGGACUAAUAAUAAGCAUGAUCAUUUCCAUUUAUCAGGCAUUGAAAUGUUUAAACAAUUAGUUAAUUUAAAUAAAUCGAAAUGCUUAAAGAGUUGGUCAAAUUUUUUGGUAUUUGGUUCAGUGUUACAUAAUAAUAAAUUUAACAGUAGGAUAUUGAGUAAGCCUAUAGAUAUUAUAAAUUGUAACAAUUUAGCCCAAGGGAAAAAGAAAUUUAGAGAUAGGAGAUUAAGAAUUAUUAAGCAAACAAUUACAGAUAAUUAUGUGAAAUUAGGUAAUGUAGCAUCAAUAAUUUUUAUUGAAGAUGAAGCUACAUCUAUUGCUGAAGGAUUAACACUGGAAGGUAACGAUAAAUAUGAACAGUUUAGUGAUGAAUAUCGUUCAGAUAUUGAUGUUAUUGAAGAUGAUUCAUAUGAUAUUCCUCUAAGUGAUACUGAGAAGAAAUUUUCAUCACGUAAAAGAAAAUCUCGUUCCAAUGAUUCAGAUACUUCGAAUUCAAAGACAAAACUCAAGAAAAAAAGAAAAUGA
This is a messenger RNA of Henningerozyma blattae CBS 6284, 1446 nucleotides long. RefSeq names its product replication fork barrier binding protein FOB1 (gene FOB1). The record is from RefSeq and is a predicted model, not a curated record. Bases 1 to 1446 code for a protein of 481 amino acids. NCBI's taxonomy places the organism in Eukaryota, Fungi, Ascomycota, Saccharomycetes, Saccharomycetales, Saccharomycetaceae. The transcript has a single exon.